AUGGCUCCAUCUACGACAAUGAAGGUUGCAAGCUGGGAAACUACCGGUACCAUUUCCACUGUUGACAAGCAAAUCCCAGAACUCAAGCCUGGUUACAUUCUUGUACGAGUCACCGCUUCUGGUAUUUGUGGCACGGAUUUGCAUAUUUGCAAGGGUGAGACCCCACAUGCCACGCACAAAGUGACUAUUGGACACGAGAAUGCAGGCUUUGUGGAGCAAAUCCAUCCUGACACGGUGACCACUGUCAAGCAAGGCGACUUGGUAGCCAUUGAUCCCAACAUUCCUUGCCACGCUUGCACUUUUUGCCGCAACAAGAAAUACCACUUGUGCCCCAAGCUUAUUUGUUUGGGCGUCUCCGUCAAUGGUGGUAUGGCAAAGUACAUGGCUGCACCUGCUGAAGCUGUUUUCCCCGUUCCUCAAUCGGUGGGUCCUGUGACAGCAAGUUUGGCUGAACCCUUGUCGUGUGUGAUCCAUGCUGUGGAUACUGGUAGCAUCAAAACGGGCGAUCAAGUGCUUGUGAUGGGUGCUGGUCCUAUUGGUUUGAUGACGCUUGGUCUUGCAAGUCUUGCUGGUGGUCGUGUCACUGUGGUCGAACCUAGCAAAAUGCGUCGUGAAAAGGCCUUGGCUUUUGGUGCUGCUGAAGUAUUGGAUCCUGAAGAGCUCAAGUUGGGUGAUCCUUGCAUGGGUGAUGGCUUUGAUGUGGUAUUUGAAUGUGUGGGUCGUCCUCAAACUAUGGAGCUUGCUGUCAAUUGUGCAAAGGCUGGAGGUACCGUUGUGUGGGUUGGUGUUGCCAAACCCGAUGUCACCAUCCCUGUUUCACCUUUCAACGUAUACCGCCGCGAGCUCACCAUCAAAUCCACUUACACCAAUCCUUAUGGUAUGGAGCGUGCUAUCAAGGUCCUUGCCGAAAACAAGCUUGAUUGGGGAAGCCUCAUCACUCAUUCCUUCACUUUGGAUCAAUUUGAGGAAGCAUGGAAGGUGUUUUUGGAUGGCUCAGGUCUCAAGGUCUGUGUUCGACCCAACGAACAGUAA
This is a messenger RNA of Lichtheimia ornata, 1032 nucleotides long. Its product is annotated as chlorophyll synthesis pathway protein BchC. The transcript is spliced from 2 exons. Bases 1 to 1032 code for a protein of 343 amino acids. NCBI's taxonomy places the organism in Eukaryota, Fungi, Mucoromycota, Mucoromycetes, Mucorales, Lichtheimiaceae. The record is from RefSeq and is a predicted model, not a curated record.